AUGUCGUCUAUCCAAGCCAAGAUUCAACAGGCAGCACACCAGAACGAACAACUGCUCCGCGGCCUCGAAGAAACCGACUCGGCGCCCUCGCAGCUUAAACAGCAGAAUGCCUACAUGGCCGACCUAGAAUCGCAAAUCGCCAACAUCAACGAGCGCGUCAAGGAUUUGAAAAAGAAGACGGCCAGCGAACUCAAAGACCACCAGAAGUACCGCGACUCGCACUUCCGACGUUUUGCACACAAGGCGAGCGGGAAGAAGGAGAGAUUUGCGGAAAAGGCGGCAAAAGAAGAAAAGGAAUACUUCGACGCGAUCCAAGCACAGAAGAGCGCCGAGGACGAGCUGGCCUACGCCAAACAAUUAUUCGACGAAGCAGAGGCGCGCAAAAAGGAAAUGGCGGCCGAAGCCCAACGUCACAGUAGCCUCCAAGCCGAGCUCGACGCCCUCUACAACUCCAUCUUUGCUGGUCGUACGCCCGAAUUCCCCGACGAGGAUCGCAAAGAAGACGCCUGUACCGCUGCGCACUCGCACGUCCAAACCAUGACGCAGCGUCUCGAGCGCGAACGACAUAUUCUAUUCCUGCUCGGCCAAACAGCAGUUAAGCUCUCUGCGGCCCGUGACUCUCUCGAAAAUGCAUACGGUAUGAGCCAAUACGACAUGUUUGGUGCGGGCGGAAUGGCGAGCAUGCAGAAGCGCAACUUUUUGGAGCGCGCCGAGAGUUCUAUCCAGCAAGUACGCAUGCUGCAAACUCAGAUCAAACAAGUUGCGCCCGAAAUCCCCGGACUGGGGCAGAUGAAUAUCGCAAUGGGUAGCAUCUGGAGCGACGUCGUCUUUGAUAAUAUCUUCACAGAUAUGCAGAUGCACGACGAGAUCAAGAGGUCUAUUGGCCAGGUCGACGGCGCUGGCAACAGGUUGGGUGAUAUCAUCAGGCAGAGGGAACAGCAAGAGAAGACUCUCCAGAGGGAGGUGGCCGAGGCACAGAGCAAGCUGCAAAGUGCCAGGCAGGUGUUACAGUGGGCGCGUGAGUCCGCUUUCAGAAGCAUCUUGGGCGCCUCAGGCAUGGCAGGUACGGGAUUAGGUGGUGAAGCUCCCCCACCCGAGUAUGCACCGCCAGCCGGCCCACCGCCAGGCUACUCGGGCUAG
This is a messenger RNA of Pyrenophora tritici-repentis Pt-1C-BFP, 1140 nucleotides long. RefSeq names its product Cep57-CLD multi-domain protein. NCBI's taxonomy places the organism in Eukaryota, Fungi, Ascomycota, Dothideomycetes, Pleosporales, Pleosporaceae. The record is from RefSeq and is a predicted model, not a curated record.